AUGAAUGGCAGAAGCAGCAGGCACUUUGUUUCCCUCAGUGCGGAAUCCACUACACUCUUCACACCAGCAGAACAAACAGAAUGCCAUGGCAGUGAAAAGCAGCCGCAGUCGCAUAUCCUGGAGCGAUUUCAGCCAAAGCGGAGUGUUCGGGUAUGUAUGGAGACAGAACAAGGAGGAGACAACCCAGACGCCGCUGCUCAGAUGACAUACUCUUCUGAUGAAUAUAUUGAAUUGAAGACUACCGUCGAAAAGCAAGAUUCUGUACCAGCUGAAGAGUCAACAACAAAGCAAGAAAUAUCAUUCAUGGCGGAGGCAGACUUACAAGUGAAACCAAAGGAAAAGCAAAGAAGUCAUGACUAUGAAAAUAUUCAGUCAGUUAAUAUAUUUAAACAUCUUCAACCCAAGGGUAUUGACCAUUUAUCCAUGACUUCAGAUCAAAGAAGCAAAACUAUUAUAAGUGGAGAAGAGGAAGCAGAGCCAGACUUAAAAGUGCCAUCAGGGGAUGACCAAAACAGAUGUUACGACAGUGAGAGCAAUCAGUCAUUGGUUGAAAAAACAAAGACGCAUGCAAGGAAUGGAAGAGAUGAAGCAAAACACCCCUAUGAAGCUGUUGUUUUUACUGCUACUGCUGCAUCUACUGCUGCUGCUGCUGCUGCUACUGCUGCUGCUGCUGCAUCUACUGCUGCUUCUGCAGCAUCUACUGCUGCUGGUGCUGCUGCUGUUGCUGCUUCUGUUGUGGAUAAACUGGUUCUACAGAGAAAAUCUGGAGAAAUCAAUAACCAGAGAUUUCUUAUUAUGGAGAAUACAGAGCAUGAUGGGCCCCGAAAGAAAACGUCUAAGAAAAAACAUAAGGUAACAAAAGAAGUAAGAGCUAUGGUUGAUGUAACUCAGUCAUCUAAACAAGUCUCAGAGGAUGAUUCUGGAAGUUCAUUAAAAAUACAGGAACCACUUAAUUCAUACAAUGCAUUAGUAGAUCUUCAAAAAAUCAAUGAACUACUUAGGAAAAAAAAUGAAAAAAUGGAAAAUGAGAAUAAUGCUUUACAGAAGGAGAUAUCAGAAACAAGAGAGGAGAAAUCAAAGUUAGAGGAUGAAAUAGUGGAACGGGAUGAAGAAUUACAGAACCUGAGGCUUACUUUAAGGAAAGAACUCGAGGAGACAAGAAAUAUUCAUCGCUUUUAUAAGAAUAUUAAGAAAUAUUUAUGUGAAAAAGAAAAACAACUCAAUGAAAGAGCUGCAGUAACACAGCUUGAGUCACAGCUGAGAACACGAGAUUUGGAACUGAAGAAUGCAAGGGACACCGUGAAGGAGUUGCAAGAAGCACAGGAUCAAUACAUAAAAGCUCUAAAAACUGCCCAGAAGAUGAAAGGUCACUUACAAAGGAUUGAACAGGAACAUUCUGAGUUAAAAGUUAAAGUAAAAGAGCAAGCUAGGCAAAUAAAAGAGCAUCGUGGAUGCCUGCAAAACUCAUGUCUAAAACUGGAGCAAAAUAAAAUAUCGGCAAGUGCUCAAGAAACUUCGGGGGAAUUACGUGAGAACAGCAUUUCCCCAAUGAAUCAGACAGGAACCCGAAUCCAAAGUCUGCAGUCUGAACCCUCCCAAAUGAAAACUAUACAAGACUCAAAUAUGAGAGCCCUGAAAAGUUACGAGCAACAGUGCAUAGAAGAAUUAAGGAUUAGCAAUGCAUUGUUAUAUGAACAAUACAAGUGAGUAACACCAAAGGAU
Peromyscus eremicus (cactus mouse) is the source of this 1722-nucleotide messenger RNA. Its product is annotated as ankyrin repeat domain-containing protein 26-like. The transcript is spliced from 16 exons. The coding region runs from base 1 to 1707 and encodes 568 amino acids. The record is from RefSeq and is a predicted model, not a curated record. Lineage: Eukaryota; Metazoa; Chordata; Mammalia; Rodentia; Cricetidae.